GUCCUCGCGCUGGGACUCAUCGUUGCCGGAAUCACCUUUGCAGCAAGCUGUGAUCAACGCUCGUUCGUGGCCGCGACCGUGCGCCCGACCCAGGUGACUCGGUCCGUGGCUGCAGCUCAGGCGCAUCCGUCCAUUCUUCGCCCGGCUGCUUCAGCAUGGCCAGCUGCCAUGCUUGCAACGGUUGCCAUUGCCGCCGCUGCUAUGCGUUCGACACCGAGCCGUGUGCCCCGCGCGCAGGUAGUGAUCACACGCUGCCUGCCCAAUGUUUCUCCGAUGCCACAGGUCUCCACUCAAUUGACAACUGUGACACCGCCCAUGCCGGAGUGGAAUGAGGACCUGAUCUCCUUCGAGAUGGCGGAGGGCACCAGUGCUGCAGAGCAGGCCAACGCCCCGCAGAGCAGUGCUCCUGUUCACAGCCCGCGCCCGCGCCCGCGCCGGUCUCGCCCCUCGCGUCAGGCUCGUGCCAGACGUGAGCAUCGCCGCAUCGGCAGCCGCCUGGUGCAGCGAGACUACCUGUCUCAUGCCAGCCUGCCUUCCUUCGAGCCAAGCAAGGUGCCACUGGUCUUGCAAGAGGCCAUGCAGCAUGGGCCACGCCCACGCACGGCCUCCGGGCGCGAGUCCAAGCCUUUGGUCGAGGCUCCGGGCCUAUCUGCAUCCCUAGACAUUGGAUUAAAAUCAUUCAAUGUGGAACGUACAGCAAAUGAUUCAAAUCAUCCGUGA
Molecule: messenger RNA, 720 nt
Organism: Symbiodinium natans
Lineage: Eukaryota; Dinophyceae; Suessiales; Symbiodiniaceae
Source: the annotation of a GenBank genome assembly